Neopsephotus bourkii (Bourke's parrot) is the source of this 982-nucleotide messenger RNA. RefSeq names its product olfactory receptor 2AT4. Gene Ontology annotation, molecular function: olfactory receptor activity; G protein-coupled receptor activity. Gene Ontology annotation, cellular component: membrane. NCBI's taxonomy places the organism in Eukaryota, Metazoa, Chordata, Aves, Psittaciformes, Psittacidae. The record is from RefSeq and is a predicted model, not a curated record. Gene Ontology annotation, biological process: G protein-coupled receptor signaling pathway.
AUGGAAAGCUGCAGCAGCAAUGCCUCCACCAAAGUCUUCUUCUUGGUGGGGUUUCCAGCUCUCCGGGGUUCCCAGCCCCUGCUCUUCAUUGUGUUCCUGCUGUUCUACCUGCUGAUCCUGGCUGGUAACGCCGUUAUCAUCACCGUGGUUGUGAUAGACCACACGCUCCACAAACCCAUGUAUUUCCUGCUCCACCUCUCUGUGUUAGACGUGCUGCUCACCACCACCAUCAUGCCCAAAAUGCUGCUGAUCUUCCUGGCCAACGCUAAAACCAUCUAUUUCCAAGGCUGCUUUCACUCCCUGAUGGUAACCGAGGCACUUCUCCUCGUGGUCAUGGCUUAUGACCGCUAUGAAGCCAUCUGCAACCCCCUCUAUUACCCAACCAAGGUGACCAGCAGAAUGAACAUCCAACUGGCAGCAAGUGCCUGGAUCACUGCGCUGCUCAUCCCCGUGCCCGUCAUCACACAGACAUCUCAACUAGCCUAUGGACACACAGCCAGGGUCCACCACUGCUUCUGUGACCACCUGGCAGUGGUACACGAUGCAUGCUUGGACUCCAGUGCCAACUUCCAGACCUUCUUGGGGCUCUCCAUCGCUAUGACGGUGUCAAUUGUCCCUCUGUUGCUUGUCACCAUCUCAUACGCCCACAUCAUCCUCUCUGUACUGAGGAUCAACUCCAAAGCAGGACGCAUGAAAGCCUUUUCAACGUGUACUUCCCAUCUGCUCGUGGUAGACUACUCCUCCAUCACCAUGGCAUACGUGUCCUACAGAGCAGACAUCCCUAAUGAUGUCCACAUAAUCAGCAACGUUGUCUUCUCUAUUUUGACUCCCUUGCUAAACCCCAUCAUUUACACUUUAUGCAACAAGGAGGUAAAAACUGCUGUUAAAAAGUCCAUUUUCCAGAAAACCUCUUCCCUUUCUAUAAAGUUCUAUUUAUUUGGGUAAAAUAAAUGUGUGGUAGUGUGGAAUCCUCAUGCUAUUU